Messenger RNA from Saccostrea cuccullata (small rock oyster), 423 nucleotides. RefSeq lists its product as uncharacterized. Bases 1 to 423 code for a protein of 140 amino acids. The record is from RefSeq and is a predicted model, not a curated record. The transcript has 2 exons. NCBI's taxonomy places the organism in Eukaryota, Metazoa, Mollusca, Bivalvia, Ostreida, Ostreidae.
AUGGUAAAUGACAAUCCCCUGCUUGUACCUACAGAUUACCUGAAUUUCUUUGAAAAAGUGAAAAAUAAAUCUCGUAAAGAAGAUGGUGGUAAACGGACAGAGUCCGGUGACAAGAUUCGUAUAGAAGAUGGGGGUAAACAGACAGUGUCCGGUGACAAGAUUCGUAUAGAAGAUGGUGGUAAACGGUCAGUGUCCGGUGAAAAGACAUGUAGAGAAGAGGGUGGUAAACGGACAGUGUCCGGUGACAAGACUUGUAGAGAUGAUGGUGGUAAACGGACAGUGUCCGGUGACAAGACUUAUAUUGAAGAUGGUGGUGAACAGAGAGUGUCCGGUGACAAGACGUGUAGAGAAGAUGGUGGAAAAUGGACAGUGUCCAGUGACAAGAUUCGUAUAGAAGAUGGGGGUAAACGGAGUGUCCGGUGA